Molecule: messenger RNA, 6504 nt
Organism: Mobula hypostoma (lesser devil ray)
Lineage: Eukaryota; Metazoa; Chordata; Chondrichthyes; Myliobatiformes; Myliobatidae
Product: neural cell adhesion molecule L1-like
Exons: 30
Coding region: 423-4202 (1259 amino acids)
Biological process (GO): brain development; cell-cell adhesion; axon guidance
Cellular component (GO): plasma membrane; axon
Molecular function (GO): cell-cell adhesion mediator activity
Source: RefSeq, a predicted model, not a curated record
GGAAAUGAGAUAUCAGGUCUGGAAAUAAUUACCAUAAGGGGCUGGAGGUUGGACAGGGUGGGAAUCUUGAUGCAUCAGGACACUGAAUCUGACGCUGUUUUGCAGUUCAGUCUGCUCCAGGUACUCUGAAAGAAAGCCCCAGCUUGGCUGCUGUCUGCUGAAAGUCCUUCAGCACAAGAGUUCACGUGUGACCAGGAGUGAAUUUGCUGUAAGAUCUCUCUCAUUGAAGCGUCUUCUCUCUUACCCUCCACAUUGGACCCUUAAGACUCUGUGCAUCAGGGAACUCAGCAAUCUCUUCAGAUCGGAAGCCUCUGACUGCCCUUUUUCCCGCCUUCCCUGCGCCCACCCACCCACCCCCAUCACCCGCAGCUCAUCAACACGGCCUCUCAGUGGAUGUAAUGCCACUCAGCUGAUCGGGGAAGAUGACCGUGAAUCGAAGAGCCUCUCAGCUGCUGUUCCUGUCCUUGCUGCUGCUGUUCGUCUGCCAACAAUGCAAGUCCAUCAGCAUCCCUCAACAGUACAAUCUGCAAAAGAAAUUGCCAAAACCUCCAAAGGUCACCGAGCAGACACCGGAGAACUACACAGUCUUCCCGACUGACGACAUUGUGCUCAAAUGUGAAGCCACGGGUGAUCCGCCACUUGUGUUCCGUUGGACGAAGGAUGGGACGUUUUUCGACCCGUCACUGGAUCCUCGCGUGACGAUGAACAAGACAUCGGGCACCAUGGUGAUUGCCACCUCCAACAACGGCGUGUCCUUCAGGGGCUAUCAGGGGACGUACCGCUGCUACAUCAGCAACAACGGUGGCACCGCGAUCUCCUCCAAAGUCAACCUCAAAACAGAGAGUACCCCUAAGUGGCCCAAGGAGAACGUCCAGCACUUGAGGAAAGAGGAGGGAGAGUCCUUGGUUCUCCAGUGCAACCCUCCCCCCAGCAUGGCGUCCUCCAUGAUCAUCUGGAUGACAAGCAAGAUGUUCAACAUUAAGCGGAAUGAGCGGAUAUCGCAAGGUCUAGAUGGGAACCUGUACUUCUCCAACCUGCUGGUGGGUGAUAGCCUGGAGGACUACACCUGCUAUGCCCAGAUCCCAGGAACACGCACCAUUAUCCAGAAGGAACCCAUUGCGCUUGAAGUGACUACGUCAAACUCGGUGAAGCUGCGGAAGCCACGGCUGCUGCAUCCCAGAGGUUCCAGCAGCUCCCGGCUGGCUCUCCGAGGGCGCCCUCUGUACCUGGAGUGCUUCGCAGAGGGGCUCCCAACUCCCACCGUGCACUGGGACAGACUUGAUGGGACCCUGCCCAGCGGUCGCCUCAGCUUUGAGAACUUCAACAAGACCCUGAAGAUUGCGGAGGUGGUGGAGGAAGAUCACGGGGAGUACCGCUGCAUUGCCAGGAAUGGACAGGGCCAGGUCAAGCACACCUUCAGCGUCUCUGUGGAGGCUGCUCCCUACUGGGUGAAGAUGCCCGAGGACGGCGUCUACGGCCCGGGGGAAAACGUGCUGCUUGACUGCGACGUGGAGGCAAAACCGAAGGCUGUGAUCCGCUGGAGCAUGAAUGGGGUGCCUCUGAACGAGACGGACCCGGAUCCACGGAGAAAGAUGUUGGGCAGCAGGGUCAUCCUGACAGGAGUGAAGAAAGAGGACUCCGCCAUCUAUCAGUGCGAGGCUGAGAACAAGCAUGGCACCCUGUUGGCAAACAUCAUCGUGCAGGUCGUUGAACUACCCGCUCAGAUCCUGACCCCCUCCGACCAGGAGUACCAGUUGGUGGAGAAGCAGACAGCCUACCUGCACUGCAAGGCAUUUGGGGCUCCCACACCCAAAAUCCAGUGGAACAAGGAGGACAUGCAGUCCGUCCUGCAGGAUGUUCGUUACUUCCUCUACACUAACGGGACCUUGAGGAUCGAGGAUGUGCAGAAAAUGGAUGGGGGUAUCUACACCUGCAAUGCCUCGAAUGGAAUCGGCGAGGACAGCCUACUGACUGCUCUGCUCAUUAAAAAUGCGAGCCGGAUGAUCGAGCCCCCGAGGGAACAGCACAUCCAGCGGCUGCACUCAGUGACGUUCCGGUGCCUGGUGGAGGUUGACCCCUCGCUGUACCCUCCCGAGCUGGAGUGGAGUAAGGACAGGCUGCCCAUUGACGAGUCCCCCGACGACGAAAGCAAGUAUCACAUCCGGGAAGGCCUCCUGAAAGUCAAAAACGUCAGCUACGAAGAUGAGGGGAUUUACACGUGCGUGGCCCGAACCAGCCUGGAUUCAGUGACAGCGAGCGCACAGCUCAUUGUGGUCGAUCGGCCAGACCCACCCGUUGACCUGAAAAUGGAAAACUUCCAACCCAGGGAGGUGCUGCUGUCGUGGACACCAGGGAAUGCUCACAACAGUCCCAUCGAGGAGUUCAUCAUUGAGUUUGAGGAGAACGUUUUUGAACCAGGCACGUGGCACAAGCUGAAGCACAUGAAGGGCAACCAACUCCAGGCUGUGCUGGAACUCUCUCCCUACGUCAACUACAGUUUCCGGGUCGUGGCUGUCAACCGCGUUGGGAGCAGCAACCCCAGCCAGGCCACGGAGCGCUACAUGACGCCGGCGGCAGUCCCAGACAAGAACCCAGAGGGAGUGAAAGGAGAAGGAUCUCUUCCCAGCAACAUGAUCAUCUCGUGGCAGGUUCUGAAGGGGCUGGACCAGAACGCCCCCGGCCUGCACUACGUUGUGAAGUGGCGACGGCUGGGAGUGGAUGACGAAUGGAAAGAGUUGGUGGUGGAUAACCCUCCCUAUGUAGUCAACUCCACCCCCACCUUUGUACGCUACCAGAUACAAGUGCAGUCCUACAACCAAGAAGGGUCAGGCCCGGAACCCAACACUGUCAUCGGCUAUUCAGGCGAAAACACUCCUCUGCACAGCCCAGAGUCGGUGUCCAUGGAUAACAUAACCUCAUCGUCCGUCAGAGUAAAGUGGGCUCGAGUCAGUGAAGAGUCGCUUCGUGGGCACCUUCAGGGGUAUAAGGUCAUCUACUGGAAACAUCACAGCGCAGAGCAUCACCAGCAGGUUGUCCACGGUGACCAUAACCAUGCUCUCAUCGAGAACCUCAAGCCCUAUACCAAGUACAAUCUUGUGGUGAAGGUGUUCAACAGCAAGGGAGACUCUCCUGAGACUGAAUCUCCCUACCAGUUCAUCACCCUUGAGGGAGUUCCCAGUAAGCCAAUCAAGGUGCACCUGGAGUUACUGAAGAACACAGAGGUUGCUGUUUCCUGGAGCCCGCCCCAACAUCCCAACGGGAUCAUUACUGGAUAUGUGCUGCAGUAUCAACAGAUCAAUGGGACAGUGAGUGGUCCCCUAAGAGAGAAGAUCGUACCAUCCCCAACCACCACCAGGGUCACUAUUCCGGACCUCCAGCCCAACUCCUCCUACAAGUUCUACGUGAUGGGACAGACCUCUGUGGGCAGGGGCAAGGCAACUGACAAGGGUAUUUUCACCAGCCGGGAAGGAGAGCCCAGGGUGCUGAAGAACAUCAACUACACCGUGGGUGAUACACACACCAACAUCACCUGGGUCGGACUGGAGGGACAUCGGGUCACAGAGCUCCAAGUUCAGUACAUGAGCAACGAUGCCAAAGGUGAUUGGAAAGACUCAAAGCCAGUCAACUCCACGCAGAACUUCUUCAUGCUGGAUGGACUGAAGCCAGGGACGCCCUAUCGGAUCAAGCUGUGGCAAGUCGGGCAGUUUGAGAAACUCUUGGUAUGGGACAAGCAGGUGGAGACCCUCGGGCCAGUCAUAAACGAGCUCAACAAUGGCAUAGCCACACAGGGCUGGUUCAUCGGUCUGAUCAGCGCCGUCGUCCUCCUCGUGCUCAUCCUGCUCAUUGUCUGCUUCAUCAAGAGGAACAAAGGAGGCAAGUACUCAGUGAAGGAUAAGGAAGACGCUCACGUCGACUCAGAGGCCCGGCCCAUGAAGGACGAGACUUUUGGUGAAUACAGGUCUCUGGAAAGUGACAAUGACCAGGAAGAGAAGCCCUUCAACAGCAGCCAGCCCUCGCUGGACGAGCGGAUCAAGCCGCUGGGAAGCGACGACAGCCUCGUGGACUACGGGGGCAGUGUUGACGUGGAAUUUAACGAGGACGGUUCAUUCAUCGGCCAGUACAGCGGCAAGAAGGAGGAAAAGGAGGCAGCAGGCAGCUCGGGGGGAGGCUCCCCAGUCAACGUCGAUAUCACGCUGGAUUAGGGGUUCAAUGAGGGGGGGUGGGUGGGGAAGAGGUGGGGUGGGUAUCUCCCAACAAGCGCCAACAUCGUAAACCAAUAUGCGUCAAUUUCCGUGGGUGCUACCUAUAAAUUUGUACUUGCCAAACUUUCUUUUUUGUAUUCUCACUUCGUACUGUCUCCUUUUCAUUUUCUUCUCUUGUCUGUCGCUUUCUUAAACGGUGCAGAGGAACUUGGAGUCAGAAGGAGUUGGUGCUCCAAGUGCACUGGAUCGCAGAUACUGCGGGGCAGUGGAAGGAGGAAGAAGGAUGACUGGAUCUGGGGUUCAGGGAGAGAAGAGCAUAGGAUUGAACAGUGACAGGCAUCUCCCUCUGACCAGUCUCAGUUCCUCCCUGAAUGGAGAUGGGGGAAUUCCACUAGCACACACCCACCCUACAUAUCUAACUGUACUGGUAGCCCGGCUAAAAUCUGAGGGAUUCAGAAUGCCCAGGAAGUGGCACUCUCCUUCAACUUUGAACUGGCUUGGACCAAUGUGGAGGGAGCUUCACUCUGAGUCUGACCCCAGGAGUGUGUGGAGGGAGUCUCACUCUAUGUCUGACUCUGGCAGCGUGAUGGGACAGUGAGGAGAGGAUUUCAUUCUGUGUCUGACCCUGCGAAUUUGUGAUAGUACAGUAUAGAGGGAGAUUCACUCUGUCCCUAACCCUGGGGAUGGUGUAGAGAGAGCUUCACUUUGUGUCUGACCCUGGGACUGUGUGUUGGCACAGUGUGAAGAAAGCUUAACUCUGUGUCUGACCCCGGGGGUACGUGAUGGGAUGGUGUGAAGGGAGCUUCACCCUGUGUAUGACCCCGGGAGUGUGUGAUGGGACAGUGUGGAGGGAGUUUCACUCUGUGUCUGACCCUGGGAGUGUGUGAUGGGAUGGUAUAGAGGGAACUUCUCUUUGUGUCUGACCCCUGGGGUGUGUGAUGGGACAGUGUGGAGGGAGCUUUGUCUCUAGCCAGUGCCCUGUUGACACUAGACAUAUCUGAGACAAACAAAAAAAAAAUUUUAAAUUGGAAUCUGAUCUGCGGGCUGGUGAUAUGAAUUGCAUGUGACUGACUUUCUGCGUCUUUGCGCAUGUCUUAAAGGCUCUUGUGUACAUAGUUAACAUACUGUCUGAAUUUUGUUGUCUGUCUCUUGUUGCCAACUGUGGAGCACUCUACCAGUGUAUAUUUAAUUGUAAAUACUCUUGUAUUUCACUUUCCAGUUUAUAGAGCACUACAGCACUGAAACAGGCACUUUGGCCCAUCUAGUCCAUACCAAAUUUGUAUGCACUCUAGCUUUGCGUCUAAUACUUUGGAUGGUGGUUACACUAACCCUUGCCCCCCCCACCCCAUUUAGAAAUGUACACACCAGUUCUUAUGAUUUCCAAAGCAGCCCUACACCCUGUACAAUGCUAACGGGGCAGUAGGAUGCCAAACUUGUGACCUGGAGGGAAACCAGCGUGGGGGAAGUUAGAUGUGAUAUCUGGAUGACAGUCCAGUCCACCUCGCUCUCACCUCCCAACGGGGUGUGUUGCUGUAGGGAAACACAUCCUGGGUAUCAAGACACAGACCCCCGUCCCACAGGCACAGGCCCAAUCCCAUCAUAAACACAGAUUCCAUCCAGUCACUGGUGGGGGUGUCACAGACACAGAUCCUAUCUUGUCACUGUGGAGGAAUCACAGAUACAGACCUGAUCCCGUUACCAUACAGGGAGUCAGAGACACAGACCUCAGACUAACGCUGUGAGGAAAUCACAGACUACAACUUAUCCUGUCACUGGGGUGGGGUGCAUUCAUAGACACAGACCCCAUCCUGUUUGGGGGCAGGUGUCACAGAAACAGACCACAUCCAGUGUGAGGGUGAGGAUCACAGACACAGACGCCAUCCUGUCACUGUGUGGAACCACAGGCUUAGACUGCACCUUCCAUCCUAUUAAACCCAGACAAAGGCUGUUCCAGGCUUUCGUCCGGGCUGUGCACCGGGAAUCCGUGGGUGACCCAUACUGACCCCGGGAAAGUGCGACCGGCUCACAGCGACUGAUGUAGAAUUGGACGCCAAAGCAGAACAGAGGCCAAAACACGAAUAAAUCAGCCAGGAUGGAAUGAUGACACAGGCUCGAUGGGCCAAAUGACCUAAUUUUGCUCCUAUGUCUUAUGGUCUUCUGGGUGGGUAGCCAGGAUGUAUUUUAAUAGCCAAGAUAUGAUUUCCAAUGCCUUUAUUCCCCUGAUAUAAACUGUGUAAAUUCUUGCAAUGUUAAAUUAUAUACAUGGUCACAAAUAAACAAAGUUCACUCCCUCUCUCUUCCA